GAAGGAUGGAGAGUGGAUUGUCGGCUACAACCAAUCUAGCGGCGGGCGUGGGUGAUGGGAAGACGAUUUGCAUUAAAGCUGUGGCUGCAAAUGGGUCCGUUCGUCUUCCUUGCUAGUUGGCUUUUAUCUUGCGCGGCGGGAAGGAUUGUCCGACGCAACAACGAACUCGAGCCUAGGAUCGCGCCGAAGCAACAAAGUCGAGUGUUAAGGGGGGGGGGAGGGGGAGGGAGCGAGGCUUAGAUGGGCAUGGAUUGGCUGUAUGUAGGGUGGGUAGGGCCAGUUGGGUAGUAGUAGUGUAGGGCUGGACUGGGCAGCGGGACGUUAGGUGGUAUAGAGUAUAGUACAGUAGUGGGUUAUUAGCGGUGCAGUAG
Messenger RNA from Pseudovirgaria hyperparasitica, 371 nucleotides. RefSeq lists its product as uncharacterized. Lineage: Eukaryota; Fungi; Ascomycota; Dothideomycetes; Acrospermales; Acrospermaceae. The record is from RefSeq and is a predicted model, not a curated record. The coding region runs from base 55 to 240 and encodes 61 amino acids. The transcript has a single exon.